Molecule: messenger RNA, 4261 nt
Organism: Xyrauchen texanus (razorback sucker)
Lineage: Eukaryota; Metazoa; Chordata; Actinopteri; Cypriniformes; Catostomidae
Product: proline-rich transmembrane protein 4-like
Exons: 4
Coding region: 216-3302 (1028 amino acids)
Source: RefSeq, a predicted model, not a curated record
GGGAGAGAGAGUGCGACCAAAAACGAUUUCUCUCCCACACGCACAGGGAGACAGAUCGCUCUCUCUCUCUUGCAGUAGAGUGCUGGUGGCUGCUCUGGAGUCUCUAUUUCCUCACCUCCUCUGGAGGAAAGAAGUCUGGUGGAACUGGUGGGCCAUCCGCAGAAAGUCAGACACCAUGUGAGCUGUGUGGUCCAUGUCAACGUUUGAGAGGCAGAAUGCUGCUUCUGCGUGGGACUCUUGCGGUUGGAGUUCUGUUCUUUUACUUCAGCUCUGUGAAUGGGUUUAUCAGUGGGUUUGGGUCAAAACCAACAACCCAAAGAGAGUCAGAGUCAAAAGGAUGGGGCUUACCCUAUGUGGGAAAACUUCCAAAACUUUCAUCAUUUGGUUUGGGACCGUGGAGUCCUUUUGGUAAGGCUGCAGAGCCUUUGGUCACCAUGAAAAUUGUGAAUCCAACAAACUCAGAACCAAAUACACAAAACUAUACUCUGUCUACAGAGGAGUUAACCAGUCUAAAAUACCAGCCAACCACAACUGCAACUGAGGAAACUCCAAGUAGCACCGUCCACCUAGGCACCCUGCUACCUUUGAAAUCAGCAGAACUACCAACAAAUGACCUACUCAGGGACAACUAUCGACUGGAUAGAACUGAGCCUCCUUUUAAGUUUGAUUCAAACUUUGAUCUUGACCUCUGGCCUCCCCAUAAUUCCAAGAGCACAGAUGAACCACCACAGUACACAACACAAUCUCCUCAAACACCAACAUCCACUGCUCAACGUAACAGCACCAUGCAGACUAUAACGCUAAGACAAACAACAGAAACCAAGAGCCUGAACAGUGAUCAAACUAUACCCACAAAUGCUAGAUCAACAACAUCAAGAUCAACUACUUUAGUACAGAUGACAAAUUUCACAACAACAGCAGCCCCUAAGACUGAACUGUCUACCGAACCUUUGACGAGCACUGACGUCAGCACUGAACAACACACAUUGGGGACAAUGCAAUCUGCCUCAGAGUCAGACUGGACACCUACUGAACCCACUGAAAAAUCUUUGGAUGGGUUUCCAUGGGUGCAGCAAACUACAGGCCCAACAGAAGGGGGGAUAUUCCAAAGCAUUGGCCGAGAAUUCACUUCCAACCCGCCAGCAGGAGCAGGCGUUGCAUCGGAGGAAGCAGAUAAGGAAACAGGGAGGAGUGCUGAUGUGACAACGCAAACGCAAAGUGGUGAGCAGACAACAUCAGCAAGUGCAACGACUCUCAGGAAUACAGAAAUGCCCACAACACCGUCUGAGGACUGGCUGACAGACCUUACCCAAGAAUCUGCACUCCCAGACUGCAACGCAGAACAUUCAGGAAUCUGCAGUGACACAUGGCCCACCACUACUCUGAGCAACAGUACUAGCAAAAAUGACAGCGCAACCACCAUGUCCACCAACAUAUCUCACAGCCCCAUCACGUUUCAAGAACCACAUCUGUUUGUUGCACUGUAUUCUGAUUGGAACAGUGCCCUGGCAACAUGGGGUUCGGCGUGGGAAGCACACAUUUAUGGACUGGGCACUGUGUUCUGUCUAGUUGCCUUGGCCUCCACCCUGAACCUUCUCUGCCUGCCCCUUCAGUACCCAUCAGGUUGUGGCUACUUCGCUCUGGUCAGCCUCUGCCUUGUGGCUGCUGGCUGCACGAGGGCUUUUGCCCUAGUUUAUGAUGCCUACGGAUACCAGGAACGCAUAGCAUCCAAUGAAGCCUCACUGUUACUUUACGAGGCACCAUUCCCCUGCAUGACAGCCGCCUUCGGCUUAGUGUUCCUACUUCUGUCAAUGCGCUCCCGUAUGCAGCUUUCUUAUGCAGCCUUUCAAAGACCCUGCUUUCUAGCCUGCUUAGUGCUUCUGCACUUUGUUGCUGCAUUUGGCCCCGCUGCAUUACUCCAUGUUGACCAACAAGGAAAAACACAAUACCGGUUUCUAUGCUUGAUUUCCCGAGGUGCCUUUGUGGGUCUGGCGACUUUCCUGUCCACUGCAUAUUUUGUGUUCUACUGCUAUGUUCGUGCUGACUCCAAGCAUAUUUAUCAUCUGAACAACACAUCGCCAACACCGGCUGAACGUUACAAUCGUUGCCCGUUUGCGGAGAGCCGAGAUUGGGACCGCGCAGCAGCGGCGGUGCUUCUCUCAGCUGUCUUCUCUUUGGCUUGCACAGGGCUGCAGCUCUAUGCUAUGCUGCACGCCCUUGGCCUCGCUGGAAGCAUUGACGCCUUUCGGCCUUGGCCAUGGUGGACAUUUCAGUUCAGUUGCCGAGUUUGUGAGGCUGUGGUCUGCCUCACAUUGGUGCUGGUAGUUUCUCAGCCAGUCUACUGCUCUGAUCACCUUCCUCAACCAGGCAGUUGCUGGUCUGAACUUCUUGGAGCAAAGUCACCUAUUAUUCCUGGAAGCUACCAAUGGACUCUUUCCCAGCAGGAGAAGCUGGCCAUCUGCGAUCCAAUUGGGCACGGAGAAACAGAGUACCUUCCCUUGUACACACUGGUGGAUGAUCGUCUAGGCAGCUUGAAUGGCCUUGACCUUCUAUACCAUAGUAACCAGGCAAUGACCUAUAGGGACCUUGACAUAGACCUUUCCAACACUCAAACCAACACUGGUGCCCCCUCUGUGGGAUCAUCCUGUACCAGUGACUCCACUGCAGAUCUGCACCCUCCAUCACCUAUAAAUCUGCGCCGAAGCAUCGAUGAGGCACUAUUUAAUGAGUCUCUUUUUCCCAUGAGUCUCUUUAGCCCCUUACGACCCUUCACCUCUAGUGACCAUUCCCUGGAUGGUAGGGAGACCAGCUCCAGUGGUGCCCAAACCCUCAGAGACACUCAUACGCCUGAUCCAUGCCUAUACAGAACAUCCUCCUGUGUGGAGGUGCUACCACAGGCCCCGCUCCCUUCUCAAACCCAACAGGAUGGUCCUCCAUUGGGUUUUCCUCCAUCCCCAUCUCCAUCACUGUCAUCAUCCACUUGUUGCUCAACACCAGAGCACUGGCAAGGCAGCUCUAGUUCCUGCUCCCUCUACAGACAGUCUCUGGCUGGCUCCUCACUAGUUUUGUGCUCUACUCCAGAAGGACACCAUCUGCCACAAUCUACCCUUAGUGGUGGCUCAAACCACACUGCAACAUCUAGCCACCAAGUGGGCAGCUUGCAGAGAACCUAUAGAACAUUAAACUCACAAGAGAGUCUGGACCAGCAGUCAGAGUUUGACCAGUCAAUCCAAGAAGAGUUUAUCAGUGUGUGCAGACAGAUUGAUGCUCUUAGCAUCUGCAGUGAGACUAUUGACCUCUAGAGGGAGAUCUCAGCUUUCAUACACAAAAGAAUGAAAUGACAGAAGCCAAAAGACUGUGAUUUUAUGAUCAGCAUGUAAUGGACAGAUCAGGUGAUUUGAUGAGUCUGUUUGCCAAGGUGUCAAACAGAUUUGCUCUGUACUAAAUAAAAACAUACAGGCAAAUAUUUUGUGGACUAGAACUGUGCCAGAAAUUUCACUUUGUAAGGAUGUUUUUGGAGUAGAGGCAGUUUUCAUGUUUAAGGAUUCAGAAGUGCCAACGACUUUGCGAAGGCAGAUUUUGUACAAAAGUUCUCAAUUAUUGUUAAACAAAUUUGUAAUUGUAAAGCAUUAGUUUAAAAUUUUCUAUACAAUGCUAACAGUGACACAUACAUUUGUAAAAAAAAAAAACAUAAUAAUUCCCUGUCUAAACGAUUAAUACUGUCGGAGUGAGAAUUACUGUAAGACACAUACCUUAAAUGUUAGCAGAUGAAAAUGGUCAUUUAAAAAUUGGCAAGUAACCUGCAAAUCCAAGUUGGAAAUCAACUUCAGAGGUUUUGUGGCUUUUGUCUUCAGUUGCACAGAUAACUACAUGUCCCUGUGGUUUGUUUGCCAGAAUGCAUUAUAAUGUCAUUGAAGCCGAUUUAAUUUUGUUAAUUAAAAGGGACAAAAAAAGGAUGGAAGUGUUUCAGUACCCUCUGCUGGUAAUAUUAGGAACACACACACACCGAAGUCUGUAGCACAUCAUGAACUGAGCUAUAGAUUGCAUCUCUAUCCAUUUCUUGUGUAUACUUGAUAUAAAACUGCAAAUAAUAAUUUAUUUAUCGGUCAGGUUUUAGUUCAUGUUUUCAAUUACUCAAUACACUGUUAAUCAAUACAUAUUAAAAUUAAGAUUUUGUAGUGUGCAUGUUUUGAAACACUGUGUGAGAAACUGCUGAUACAUCUAAUGUUUGUGAUUAGAGGCUGUUGGAGAUUUUAAAUAA